AUGCGCUCCCCUGAUUUAUUCCGCUGCCCGGUUUCUCCAUUCGUCUCCCUUCCUCGCCCGUCUUCUCUUUCCUAUCCCUUCAUCUCCCUUGGCCUCCCUUCUUGUCAUCUCCCUUCGUCUUUCUUCCUCUUCCUUCCUCUCCCUUCCUCUCCCUUCCUCCCCCUCCUCUCCUCUCCCUCCCCCAUUCCUCCCAGGCCUCCCAUUGGGCAGCUUCCAGAAUUCGCCAACCGAGGCCUCUCAUUGGGCAGCUUCCGGAAUUCGCCAAUCGCGAACCGAAGCCCAUACCUGCGUCCGAGCCUGCGCCGCUAG
Closterium sp. Naga37s-1 is the source of this 309-nucleotide messenger RNA. Lineage: Eukaryota; Viridiplantae; Streptophyta; Zygnematophyceae; Desmidiales; Closteriaceae. The record is from the annotation of a GenBank genome assembly.